Molecule: messenger RNA, 1466 nt
Organism: Lontra canadensis (Northern American river otter)
Lineage: Eukaryota; Metazoa; Chordata; Mammalia; Carnivora; Mustelidae
Gene: CCBE1
Product: collagen and calcium binding EGF domains 1
Exons: 11
Coding region: 1-1350 (449 amino acids)
Molecular function (GO): calcium ion binding
Source: RefSeq, a predicted model, not a curated record
AUGGUGCAGAGCGCUAGGAAGAUUGCGGUGUGGGGGGGCGGGGGGGGCAGUAAAUGUCAGCUGCUGUUCCUGCUGCAGUUCCUCCGGCGGGUCAGUUGGACCCAAAUUACCCUUUCUCUGCAGCUGACAUUCGAUGGCACAGGAAGGGGGUGCCUGAGCCCCACAGGGGGGAGUUCUCACUACUCACUCCACGGCUGCCAGGGCAUCCACAACACCGCGGACCGUGUCAUGGGCAUGCCACAGGCUGAUAGUAGCAUAGGAACUGGAAACCCCUCCUGGUGGGGAGGAGUUCAGAGAAGGCAUCUAGAGGAAGAGGAAGUGGAGCUGGACCCCAAAAGGAAAAAAUGCUGCAAAGGGUAUAAAUUUGUUCUUGGACAAUGCAUCCCAGAAGAUUACGACGUGUGCGCCGAGGCCCCCUGUGAGCAGCAGUGCACGGACAACUUCGGCCGAGUGCUGUGCACCUGCUACCCGGGGUUCCGGUACGACCGGGAGAGACACCGGAGGCGCGAGAAGCCCUACUGCCUGGAUAUCGACGAGUGUGCCACCAGCAACGAGACGCUGUGCGCGCACACGUGCAUCAACACCGUGGGCAGCUACCGCUGCGAAUGCCGGGAGGGUUACAUCCAGGAGGACGACGGGAGGACGUGCACCCGGGGAGACAAAUACCCCAAUGACACUGGGCACAACGAGAAGUCCGAGAACGCAGUGGAGGCCGGAAGCUGCUGUGCCACGUGCAAGGAGUUUCACCAGAUGAAGCAGACGGUGCUGCAGCUGAAGCAGAAGAUCGCCCUGCUCCCCAGCAGCACUGCCGACCUGGGCAAGUACAUCACCGGCAACAAAGUGCUGGCCUCAAACGCCUACCUCCCGGGACCUCCUGGGCUGCCUGGGGGCCAGGGCCCUCCUGGUUCACCGGGACCAAAGGGAAGCCCGGGCUUCCCCGGUGUCCCAGGACCUCCCGGGCAGCCUGGCCCACGGGGCUCGAUGGGACCCAUGGGACCAUCUCCUGAUCUGUCCCACAUUAAGCAAGGCCGGAGGGGCCCCGUGGGUCCGCCAGGUGCACCAGGAAGAGACGGCUCUAAGGGAGAGAGAGGAGCUCCUGGACCCAGAGGGUCGCCAGGACCCCCUGGGUCUUUCGACUUCCUGCUACUUAUGCUGGCUGACAUCCGCAAUGACAUCGCCGAGCUGCAGGAGAAGGUGUUUGGGCACCGGACACACUCGUCAGCGGAGGAGUUCCCUGUACCUCAGGAAUUUUCCAGCUACCCGGAAACCAUGGACUUUGGCUCUGGAGACGAGUACCCAAAAAGAACCGAGAUGAGGGACUUGGAACCCACCAGAGACUUUUAUCCUUAGCAUGUCCCGUUAUCGUCAUGCCAAAGGAGGGGAAAAGUGUUUUUCACCUGCAGUUAAAUCCUAUACAAAAAAAGAAAAAGAAAAAAAAACAAAAAAACCCACUGGAGACCUAAAAA